Messenger RNA from Paraglomus brasilianum, 843 nucleotides. Lineage: Eukaryota; Fungi; Glomeromycota; Glomeromycetes; Paraglomerales; Paraglomeraceae. The record is from the annotation of a GenBank genome assembly.
AUGACAGUCAAUGCAAAUUUUACCUUUAGGAAAGGUAAUAAAUCACAGUCUUCCGGUGGACGAGGCGCUCUGCUGGCAGACAUUCAAAAGGGAAGGAAGCUGAAAAAAGCAACGACGAACGAUCGAUCUGCACCUGCCAUAGAAGGGAAAACAUCUGUCGGCUCUUCUGGAGGUGGUAGGAAUGGCGCUGGUUUCGCAUUACCUCCUGUGCCAGGAGGUAGACGUGGAGGCGCUCCACCAACGCUACCAUCUCGACAUACCGGUAAACCACUCGCAACUGCUUUAGCCGCUCCCCCACCCGUACUUCCAUCCCGAUUACAUUCCUCAGCAUCAACCAGGUCAAACAAAGAGGUAGAAAGUAUAUCAGAACGUAUAGGCCGAACAUUACCAACAUCACGAUCUUCGAAUUCCUCUUCAACACCCCCGCUACCGGCGAGGAAUACUGCUCCGCCGAUUGGGAAGAAACCGCCACCGCCUCCUAUAUCGAAGAAACCUCCGUUAACAUUACCAAAAAAAUCUUCUGUGGCAGUAGAGAGAACUAGGCCAGUUUCGAAUGCGGUAAAAGGUGAUAUUAUACGAAAUACUACUAGGAUUUCGAGUACAAGAUCUGUGGUAGUCACAUCUCAAGAACGAUCAACGACAGAAGGCCGCUGGACUUUCCAUCCCUCUUCUGACUUUCCACCACCAUCCUCUUUCAACUCCUCAGUAAAGACAUAUCCAUCCGGAUCGUCCACUGGUACGACUGUGCCUUUAGAUCUGUCUUCGUUAUCACUUCAGGGCACGCCUCAACGAGCGCCGCCGCCACCACCGCCGUUUGGUCUUAAGCCGGGGGGAAGACGAUGA